AUGGGCAAGUUGGUCAUCUCGCUUCCCGGGGCAACGUCACCGCCUCCAGCAAAGACUCGGACGAAGCGUAUUGUUGUCGAUCUUCCUCUUGGUGCUCGCAGUGAGGCGGGUCUGGGCACGAUAGUUGUUGUAGGCAAAACCAUGUCGGUUACACGCGGGAGUAAGAGGGAAUCCGAGCGGGCUGUCGGGAGAGGAGGUGCACCCGUCAGAGGCCCAAUCGGAGGUAUUGAGAUCGAGCGCGUUUCGGCGGGUUGUGAAGGUUGGAAGCGUGAUGCUGAAAAGGAUCUCGUCGGUGAUGGUCUCGAGCCUCUGGUGCGCCUCGAUGGCUGGGGCGACAGUGGCGGCGGCGACAGAAAUGACUGA
Clonostachys byssicola is the source of this 363-nucleotide messenger RNA. Lineage: Eukaryota; Fungi; Ascomycota; Sordariomycetes; Hypocreales; Bionectriaceae. The record is from the annotation of a GenBank genome assembly.